Molecule: messenger RNA, 3277 nt
Organism: Cicer arietinum (chickpea)
Lineage: Eukaryota; Viridiplantae; Streptophyta; Magnoliopsida; Fabales; Fabaceae
Product: disease resistance protein RPM1
Biological process (GO): defense response to other organism
Molecular function (GO): ADP binding
Source: RefSeq, a predicted model, not a curated record
AAUGACCAAAGGAAACUCAGUCUUCCACUCACUCUAUAAAUCUUGAAGAACAUACAGUUUCCUUCUCAUCUCAUCAUAAACCAAAAACCACCAAAAAAAAAAAUGAUGGGGUGUGGGUGUGGUUUGUUACUACAGUUCUGCAAAUGUGACUGUCUAUCUAGUUGGUUGCAAAAGGUUUGCAAUGAAGAGUGUAUGUUUGCAUUAUUCAAUAUGAUGAUCAAUGUCCCAAAAGAAAUUGCAUUCCUUAAAGAGGAAAUGGAAAAACUGAAUUUACACAUCAGUGAAGCAAGAGAGAAAGUGGCUGCAGCUGAAGAAGGCGACAGACGUAAACACAUGAAAGAGAAAGCGACAGAUCUGACAAGAUUAUAUUUUCGCAUUGAAGAUGUCAUCGAUGAAUGGAAUUCGUAUUAUCAACAUGAAAAGAGAUGUGAAAUGGGAUGUGUGACUUUACCCAGUGAGUGUGAGAGAAUUAAAUGUGUCAACACUAGGUGUUAUGUUCGUCUUCAAAUAGCGGUUGAGAUUCGAGGCAUUAAAUUAAAUCUCGUUGAAAUCAACGAUAAAACUAAAAUCAACUCUUCUUCAGAACAAGGAACAAAUGGUUCUACAGAAAACCCAGAUGAGGCAUGGAAGAUUCUUCGUCGGAGUCCUUACAUGAGCCAAACAAAAAUUUUGGGAUUCGAAGCCCAAAAUGGUAAAUUGAUUGGUUGGUUGGAAGAUGGAAAUGAAAAUCGCAGCGUCUUGGUUGUGGUAGGAAUGGCAGGGCAGGGUAAAACCACUCUUGUCAAGGAAAUUUUUGACAACGAGGAAGUUAUUGGGAAGUUCAAGUGCAACGUUUGGAUCUGUGUAUCAGAUUUUGACUCUCCAGAGAAAUUCUUCAGGUUCAUGUUGAAGAAGUUUUUACAACCAACAGAGGAAGAAGAGGAAAAGGAUAAUCUUCCUCAUGGCUUCUAUACAAUGAAUCUAAAUUCUUUGAGAGAUAAAGUGAAAAAACACUUGCACAAACAGAGGUAUGUUCUCUUCUUUGAUGAUGUGUGGGACACAAACUUUUGGCAUGAAAUUAAACAUACCUUAAGUGAUGAGAAAAAUGGAAGUAGGAUAAUUAUAACCACAAGGAACGAAGAAGUUUUUAAGACUUGUAAGAGAUCUUCUCUUGUUGAUGUUCAAGUGCAUAAUAUGCAACCUUUAACUGAUAAAUUAUCUGAGGAGCUCCUUUGUCAUAUUGCGUUCAAACCUGAUGUUGUUAUUCCGAAAAAAGUUGAAGGAUUAUGUUCUCAAAUUUUGAAAGCGUGUGGUGGUUUACCACUAGGAAUUGUGGCCAUUGGUGUGCAUGUAGAUGACAAGAGUCUUCCCUCAUUUCGAUGGAAAAGUAUAAUUGAAAACACAUGCAUUACACAAACAUUAGCUUUGAGUUAUGAUAACCUGCCUAAUUAUCUUAAACCAUGCUUAUUGUAUUUUGGAAUUUUCCCUCAUGAUUAUGGUAUUAAAUCAAAGAGGCUAAUUCGACAAUGGAUUGCAGAAGGGUUUGUGUUUGUAAACAAUGAAAAUCAAAAUGAGAAAACUUUUGAGGAAGUUGCUCAAGACUAUUUAACAAAUCUAAUUGACAGAAAUUUGGUGCAAGUAUCUUCAUUUGCCAUUGAUGGAAAACCUAAAAGUUAUCGUGUUCAUUACCUAAUACAUGAUAUGAUCCGUAGAAAAUUUGAGGAUUUGUCUUUUUGUAAAUGUAUAAAUGAAUACAUUGAAUCAAAUCAAAAUGAGAUAACUAGGCAUCUAUCAAUAGCAACCAAUUCUUGUGAAAGUUUUGUAGAUGAGAUUGAAAGUUCAUUCAUCCGAUCAGUACAUUUCUUCACAGAUGAAGAAUUAUCUAUAGACUUUGUGAGCAAAAUUCCUUCAAAAUACAAGAAAUUGAAGGUGCUUGAUUUCGAAGAUUCUAAAGUGUCUUAUGAUUUGAAAGAUUUGGGAAAUUUGAUCCACUUGAAGUACUUAAGCUUCAGGAACACAAAAGUAAAAAAUCUUCCAAAAUCGAUUGGAAAACUUGUGAACUUAGAGACUUUGGAUCUAAGAGGAUCAGAUGUAAAUGAGAUACCAGAAGAGGUUAGCAUGCUUAGAAAGCUACGACAUCUACUUGGUGACAAAAUGUCGUUGAUUCAAUUGAAGGACAAAAUUGGAAGCAUGUUAUCCCUAUUAACACUAUGUGAUGUGAAAGUAGAUGAGAGAGUAGGCCUAAUUGAAAAAGGGCUGGAAAAGCUGCGAAAAAUAAAGGAUUUGGGGUUGACUGAGGUUAUGGAAGGACAUGGAAGUUAUCUAUGUUGUGCAAUAAAUAAAAUGAAACGUCUGGAGAAACUAAGUAUUGUUGCAAAGUCUGAAAAUGAUGUAAUUGAUUUGGAGAAUAUGAAAGUUCCCUCUCUGCUUCAGAAGCUUCGUUUGCAAGGAAAGUUAAAUCAGUUGCCAGAAUGGGUUCAAGGUCUUCAUCAUCUUGUUAAGUUGGUUCUUUCUGGCUCAGAGUUAAUGGUUGGAUAUGAUCUUUUGAACUUACUGAAAGACCUACCAAACUUGUUGUUCCUCUCUAUCACUAGUGAAGCUUAUAAAGGUGAAAGCUUGGAUUUUCAAGACAGAAGCUUUAAGGCGUUAGAGGAACUACAACUCGGAUCUCUGAACAACUUGAAUUCCAUCACUGUCGACAUUAAUGCAUUGCCUUCUCUGAAAAAGCUCUGCUUCAGGGAUAUCCCGCAACUCAAAUCAAUACGUUUUAGCCCCCAACACUUAGAGAAUCUUCAACAUUUCUAUUGUGAAAAUAUACCAUAUAAUUUCAGGAUCAUCAUCUCUAUAUCACCUACACUUUUUCAUCGAAUGUGUCAGAAUCCGACACCGACAUAUUGAUUAUAUUCGAUCAUGGUUUUUAAAUUGCAGUUAUUUAUCUUUUAUUAGCCUUAAAUGUUAAAUUUAUAUUUAAGCUUUGAAUGAAUAAGUGGUUCUGAGACAUUUUGAUUACACUCGUUUGUCUUGUAUUAUGCUUGCAAAAGUUACAACAGUGUCUCUUUCAUGGUGUGUGAGACCUUAAUUUUGGUUGAUUCGUGCCGUUCAUUUUGGAACAAAUAAAGAAGUUUCAUGCCUUUAAAGUAUGACAUCUCGUUAUUUAUUUUUCAUUAUGGUGGUUUCGGGUGUUGCAGUAUUGGCGAGCGGCUAUUGUCAAUGCAGGCUAUUCUGAAACUAGAGCUAGUGGAGUGGUUUUAGUGUUAACGUGUAAAUGAUUAUGUAAAUACUGUCACAAUUGAUGAUU